This is a messenger RNA of Amphimedon queenslandica, 1337 nucleotides long. RefSeq names its product low density lipoprotein receptor adapter protein 1-A-like. The transcript has 11 exons. The coding region runs from base 55 to 1179 and encodes 374 amino acids. NCBI's taxonomy places the organism in Eukaryota, Metazoa, Porifera, Demospongiae, Haplosclerida, Niphatidae. The record is from RefSeq and is a predicted model, not a curated record.
UUUAAUAACUAGUUUAGGUUUUAAUAACUAGCCAGUGAAAUCAUUCACUUUACAAUGGCAGUGGAUCAUCUAAAAGCUGUUGGCCUUGCCAUCAAGAAAAGUCCUAGAGCGAUACGGAAGAAAUUUGGAGGAGGAGGCGAGCAAAACCAGCACGAGAUACUCGAUGAAGACUGGUACCAUUCAGAAGAUCCAGUGAAGAGUGGCGUUACUUUCUUUUGCAAGUAUUUGGGAAGUAUGGGCGUUCAGAAAACACACGGUCCAGGGUCAACAGAAGAUGCUGUGAAAGCAAUAGUGCAAGAGGCCAAAGUGAGGGCAGGAAAGCUUCAAAAAGUUAAACUGACGGUUUCCUCAAAGUUUUUGAAAUUAGAGGAUGCCACCAAACAGAUUAAACUGGACGAAAUACCACUCUACAGGGUUUCAUACUGUACUGUUGAUCCAUACUAUGACAAAGUGUUCUGCUAUAUUGCACGUAAUGGAGAGACAAAGAAACUAGAGUGCCAUGCUUACCUCUGUGGAAAAAGAUCAAAAGCAGAAGCUGUGACACUGACUGUUGCUCAAGCAUUUAACAUUGCAUAUGAUAGUUGGAAGGAACAGAAAAAGAAAGUACCUGAGGAGAAGAAAGCAAGCAGUAGUAGCAGCAGCAAUGCCAGCAAUCAUACAGGAGGAGGAGUAACUCCUGUAAAACAAUUACUGACUCAAACUUCUCAGGAAACUGAAGAUUUACUAGGUGAACCUAUUUUAAAUCCUGUACCAUUGUCAAGCCCACGAGCGCCUUCUCCUACUCUACCACAGGUUAUUCCUGAGAUGACAUUUGACCUUCUUCCUAGCAGUCCUAAGCGCCAUGAAGACACCAAUCCCUUUAGAUCUGGAGGGAUGCCAAUGUCUCCGAUGAUCCAGCGUCAUAACACACAGCAAACCGAACCAUUAUCAGCUGAUGCUCUGGAAAUACAGACAACACUGUCAAAGGCUAAAAGUUUGAACUACAUAGCUGUUGAAGACGAGUUGGAUGAUGAGUUUCAACAAUUAGCUGAGGCCAGAUCAAACCCUCAUCUGUUGGAUAUUGGUGAAGUAGAUCGCUCACAAGUCAGUGGAGAUGUAAAACAAUAUAUGCUUCUUGGAGACAGAUCUUUUGAAGAUCUUUCACGAUCUAAAUCACACGAUGAUUUCCUGCGAUUGUAACAUGACUAUGUACACAUUACUACAAUUUAGUGCAAAUUGUGUCAAAAAUUUAGUGGCAUGCCUCAUUAAUUAUUUAAUGUUUUCCUUUAAUUCAUUAUUUCUAAUUGCUUUUUAAAAAUUUUUGCUUCCUGCCUAUCUUUUUCAUGCCUCAUCUAAAA